CAUGCACACACACGACGCCGUCUCCGCACCCACCGCACUGCCCUCGGGCCCCGUGUACGAGGCACACGGCGUGCCGUCGGCGCGCGGCGCCGCCGACAUUGCGCGCAUCGUCUCGCGCGGCGGCAGCAGCAGCGCCGGCGCAUCCCACACGGCGCCCGCGAGCCGCGACGAGCCGCUCGGCCACGAGAGCAAGGCCGACGCCAGCUCGCCGCCGGCGGAGCGCGAGCUCGAGGCGGGCGCAGCGGAGGCCACGCAUGAGUCGCGCUCGUGGAGCCGCUGGCUGCAGCAGGACGUGUCGCACGACGAGGCCUCGGUGCCGCUGGCGUGGCAGGCGCUGCUGACGGGCAUGGUGGAUGCGCUCAUCUACUCGCGCAGCCAGGUGUGGACGGGCUUCCAGACGGGCAACAUGGUGCAGUUCUCGCAGAACAUCGCACAGUUCAUGCUGCCCGGCGCGCCGCGCUUUCCGCUGCUCACCACCGAGCGCAUCAUCUCCAUCGUCGCCUUUCUGCUCGGCUCCUUCGUCGGCGCAAAGGGCGGGCGGCGCUUCGGCGACCGCGUGCGCGCGUGGCAGAUGGGCACCGCCGUGCUGCAGAGCCUGGCGCUGUGGGGCGCCGCGGGCAUCCUGCUCAGCCGGCCCGAGGCCGAGGAGCCGAGCUUCCAGUACUGGCCGGGCAUCAUUGCGCUCACGGCCUUCUCGAUGGGCAUGCAGAGCAUUGCCUCGCAGAAGCUCGUCUCGCCCUCCUUCGCCACGACCGUUGCCUUCACCGCCACGCUGUCGCAAAUCGCGUCCGACCCGUAUCUCUUCGCGCUCACACUCUCGCCCUUUGAGCGCCUGCGCAAGGGCGGCAGCAAGAAGCCCGGCAUGCUGGGCCGCGACCGGCGCCUGCUGGCCAUCUUUGCGCUCUGCACCGGCGCAGGCGUCGCCGAGUGCCUGCUCUUCUCGCGCGCUGGCCUGCGCGGCGGAGUGGCGAUUGCAGCGGGCUUCAAGUUCGUGCAGGCGCUGCUGUGGCUCGUGCCAAAGGGCGAAGAGCCCACGCCCAUCAAGGCCUAGCGCAGCUUCUUCAUCAUUCCAGCUACAUCUCGCAUCGAUGCCCCGUCUUGCUGCUUUAGACGCCUGCUCCACCCUAGACACCGCACGCGCCGGAUCGCCCCAUACCCCAUUGCGACUCUCGCACUGCCUCUGCUGAGCGCACAAUCAAAUAGAAUGGCAUGCCACAUUCCAG
Molecule: messenger RNA, 1223 nt
Organism: Tilletiopsis washingtonensis
Lineage: Eukaryota; Fungi; Basidiomycota; Exobasidiomycetes; Entylomatales
Exons: 6
Source: RefSeq, a predicted model, not a curated record